CAUGGGGUGAGUUGCGUAAGGUUACCAAAGACAGCCGAGUGGAUGGAGACGGGUUCCUCCUGAUGCAGCGGAUCACCAGCCUGGCCGCCUGCCGGGAGCUCGGCGGCCUGGCGGCGUGCUCGGCGGGGCUGUGCGGCCGGAGGCGGGGCGGCCCGGCCGCCGUGCCCCUCGCUCCGUGGGGCGGCGUGGCCCCGCGUCCCGGGCGUCCUUUCUCCGCGGAGCCCGGGCGGAGGGAGAGCCGGAGAGGGGUCGUGUUCGCCGGGGACAAACGCAGACUGUUCUGCACGCAGAAUGGAGCCGAGAACCCGCCGGGGGGCUCCCAGCAGCGGCCCGCCAUCUCCGUGGUGGGCAUCCCGGACCCCUUCACCUGGAUCCGCUGCAAAGUCCAGAUGAGCCUGAUCGACCUGUACUUCGACCUGGACAUGGACUCUGAGGAGUUUCACAGGGGGAUCAAGCAGGCUUUGGUCCACGUGUCCGACAAGAUGUCCAGGGGCAGAUACCACGAGCUGAGGGGCCUCGCGUCCAAUGAGGUGAUCGAGUACGUGGAGAAGAAGUGUACGUCCCUCACCGCCGCUCAGAGGCAGCAGCUGGCGGUCAAAAUGGACGACAUCAUAUUUGUACUCCCCGAAGAGGUCUCGGUCAUCUUUGACAACUCCGGCGGAAAGUUCUGCUCUAUUGUUAUGAGGUUUUGGCUGGUGUCGACACACGAAGGUCCCGACGACCCCGAGGGGAUCAAGAUCUUCAAAGUGGCCUCCAGUGAAGAGGGCGGCCCCCAGAAGAAGAUUGCCACUGCUGUGUACGAAUUCCACCGAGAGCUGACGAGAGGCGCGUCCGAUGACUGGACGGUCACGACCGUCUGGCACUACAGCUGGACUCUGCCUUCGUGAUUUUACUCGCCAAAGGAACUUUGACGCGACGUCGACGACACUGACUGUAUUUAUGUGAGCAGAGCAGGCAGACCUCCGAAGAGCAUGAAGCGGGACCCGCUGCACUGAAGCUGUGCAGACAACCGAAGACCUCAGAACUUGACAGACCUGUAAAUAAGUGAACUUCCUGUGCUACUUGAUGCUCAUCCCUUGGUGCCUUUAAAGUUUUUCUCCCAUGAUUUUAUCUUCAACAUCAACACUUGCUCUUAAAUUGGCCUUUUCAUUCAUCAGUUUCCUUUGUUUUGCGGUAAAACUGUCAAAUGUAUGACGACCUGUGCUGCAGUUGAAGGUGUAUUUUAAUUCUCUCUGGUAUGAAUGUAGUAGAAGCAUCAGGUGUCUCCUCUGCACCAACAGCAGCAGAAUCCUUGGAUAUCAGCUCUGACCUAUGAUUUGCUGGUCAUGACCACUCCACUUUUUUAAAAAUGUUCAUGAAAUGUAUGGCCAUAGAAAUAUUAAUUAGCACUCCAACAUCCUUUUCCUGGGUUUUUUGUCAUGGUGGUGAAGUGGUAAAGCCACUGGAGAAAGACAUCCUCUCUUAAGUGUGUUGCCAAAAAGAUCUGGGUCUUUGAGCUCACCUUUUCUGUAAAUUUCAGCCUCGUCUUUUGGUCUGUUUUUUUUCAUUUGUUGUUACAAUUUUAAGAGCACGUUGCAACCGAGAACACGUUCACAGGACAGCUUCACUCAGUAAGACGCACUUAAAUCUACUAAACAAGAUGCAGCUGAAAAUUCACAGAGGAGGUCGUGAAUUGAUCUUGUUCUUUUUGUCUCGUCGCUGUAUUAAAAGGUCCAAAAUGACGCUCAGGUCCUCUUGAGUUUCUUCAACCAAUAAACAAUAAAUUGCUUCAUGGCAGC
Molecule: messenger RNA, 1778 nt
Organism: Salarias fasciatus (jewelled blenny)
Lineage: Eukaryota; Metazoa; Chordata; Actinopteri; Blenniiformes; Blenniidae
Product: m-AAA protease-interacting protein 1, mitochondrial
Exons: 5
Coding region: 63-887 (274 amino acids)
Biological process (GO): protein insertion into mitochondrial inner membrane from matrix
Cellular component (GO): mitochondrial inner membrane
Molecular function (GO): ribosome binding
Source: RefSeq, a predicted model, not a curated record